GAAGUGUAUGUUUGGUCGAGAGUUGCAUGGGGUCGUGCGUUUAUUAAUUUGUUUAUUAUUUUUUAUUAUGAGGUAGUAUUGUGAUAAUAAAUUAACAUUGUAUAAUUGAGGGAAAUGCAAUGACGUCUAAAACUGUAUGCAUCACCCAAGAAGGGCCUGCGAAUGCCUUAGCCCUUAAUAAAGAUAAUAGCCAGGUUGUGAUAGCCGGUCGCAAUGUUUUUAAGAUACUUACAUUACUGGAAGAUAGAUUUGAGGAAACUUGCAAUCUUCGAGUUGGCAAAAAUUUAAAUCUUAAUUUUUCCUGUAAUGAUGUUGCCUGGAAUCUUAUUGAUGAUCAUAUUCUGGCAACAGCUGCUACAAACGGUGCAGUAGUUGUGUGGAAUUUAAAUAGGCCAUCCCGGUCAAAACAAGAGCAUGUAUUUAUGGAUCAUAAAAGAACUGUGAAUAAAGUGAGUUUUCAUACAACAGAACCUAUGUGGUUGAUAUCUGGUUCUCAAGAUGGUACUAUGAAAUGUUUUGACUUACGGACAAAAGAAGCUGUUAAAACUUUUCUCAGUAAUACAGAAUCCGUGAGGGAUGUUCAGUUUUGUCCACACCAAUUACAUAUGUUUGCAGCAGUUUCUGAGAAUGGUCACGUGCAACAGUGGGACAUGAGAAGACCUGAUCGUUAUUUCCAACAUUUUACCGCACACAGUGGCCCGAUAUUCGCUUGCGAUUGGCAUCCUGAAUCUAUCUGGCUCGCUACGGCAUCUAGGGACAAAACAAUUAAAGUUUGGGAUUUAUCGGCUAAACCAAGUUGUGACUACACUAUACACACAAUUGCAUCGGUGGGACGCAUAAAAUGGAGGCCGCAAAAGAAGUAUCAUAUAUCUAGUUGUGCUCUAGUGGUCGAUUGUAGUAUAAAUGUAUGGGACAUACGGAGACCAUAUAUCCCGUUUGCGAGUUUUAACGAGCACAAGGACAUCCCCACGGGUGUAGCAUGGAGAGGCAGCCCGCAAUCUUUUUUGUCUACUAGCAGAGAUUGCACGUUGUAUCACCAUAUAUUUGAAGACGCGACGAGGCCGGCCAGUAAAGCGAAUCCGCAGGGUAUCGCGUUGAAUCCGAAUGACGACAUUGUGUACGCUUGCAAGAUGAACGUGAACGUGACAACUCCUGCAAAACAGUUAAGUAACAUAAUGAGGAAAACAUCUACGACAAAUGAUACCUUUUGCAUGGCGUCGAGCAUAAUGCAUAGAUAUGUGAAUUCGUCGCAUAAGCCGAUGUGGUUCAAGACAUUCGCGGAAGGUUAUCUGCUUUCCGGAAGGUUGGACGAAAUCUGUGAUCACAAUGCGACCGUCGCAAGCAACAAUGACAGGCAUGACCUCAGUAGAGUGUGGAAUAUUAUCAAGACUUUAUAUGCGAAUCCCCUUGGCUCCAUCUUAAAAACGCCACCGGCAGUACCGAAGGAAGACAUUGCCAGUGCUUCGAAUUUGGCGCAAAUCACAAAAGUUUCUGGUAUGGAACAAUCAAACGCAGGCAAUGAAAGUGAUGUGAAGUCUCUUCAAGGGGAAAACCAAACUGGUGCUACGAGUGGUGGUGACGACGAGACCGAGACGGACGAGACGCCGGAUAAUCAGAAUUUCGCCGAUCCCGUUCUGCCGAAGAGACCACUCGCCAGUCACACGGGACUGUCGAAAGGCGACUUCAUCUUCGGGGAAAGCGAACUUGAACCUAUAACUCUAGAGUACAACGGUGGUUUUAUGCGGGACAUGAUAGACAACGACGACGAUUGGGCAUUGUCCAAGGAAGCUUUUCCUUUACGACACGAAAUCAAGGAUCCGUCUCCACCACCGGAGCAAUUUCCCAACCACCCUCCUGACCUGAAUGAGGAUUCGGCUUCCGUUGUAGUCGAGGAUCAACCGUUCCAGCUAGUAGUGUCGGCUAUACCUAAGCCUUUGCCUUGGGACCCCACACGUUUGAUCGUGGAAGCAUUGAAUCAUCACGCAGACAUAAGGGACGUGCAAACGUCGGCAUCGAUCCUCAUUGCUUUAGGGGAAAAGAGGAAAGACUUGAACAUUGAAAUAGCUACACAGGAACAUUGGUUAAUGGAAUAUUUGGACAUGCUCUGCAAGUACAAGCUAUGGCAUGUAGCCACCCAGAUAAUACAAUUAGCAUGGAUUCCUUCCAUAUCGCAACUGAAUCAACAAUCAACUCUAAUACACACGUGCUGUUUAGCGUGCACAAAGCCGUUGCAACGGUCCGCGUGGUUGUGCGAUCGUUGUCACACAUCCGAGCAUGCUGUCUGUUCCGUCUGUCAUCAGGUGGUACGUGGUAUAUACGCAUGGUGUCAAGGGUGCACACACGGAGGUCAUAUAAAUCACAUGAGCGAAUGGUUUAAUAGCAAUCGACAGUGUCCAACCGGCUGCGGACACACAUGUGAAUACACGUGAGGAGAAUAUUUUCUAGAACUGUACGAUUGUAAAUAAAAAUGUUGUAAUGAGUUCAGGAGAGAAAUAACGAAAGCACAGUAUAAAUUGCUUUCUCAUCGGACUGAUAUAAAUAUAUAUAUAUUGAUAUAAGUAAAUGAGAGACAAUUAAGGAAAUAUGUAAAAAAAAUGAG
Dinoponera quadriceps is the source of this 2599-nucleotide messenger RNA. RefSeq names its product WD repeat-containing protein 24 (gene Wdr24). Bases 120 to 2429 code for a protein of 769 amino acids. Gene Ontology annotation, biological process: positive regulation of TOR signaling. Gene Ontology annotation, molecular function: protein binding. NCBI's taxonomy places the organism in Eukaryota, Metazoa, Arthropoda, Insecta, Hymenoptera, Formicidae. The record is from RefSeq and is a predicted model, not a curated record. The transcript has 12 exons.